Molecule: messenger RNA, 756 nt
Organism: Lichtheimia ornata
Lineage: Eukaryota; Fungi; Mucoromycota; Mucoromycetes; Mucorales; Lichtheimiaceae
Exons: 5
Coding region: 1-756 (251 amino acids)
Cellular component (GO): cytoplasm
Source: RefSeq, a predicted model, not a curated record
AUGGGCCAGAAGCUCAGUAAGGAAGCUUGGCGUCUCAACCUAUUCCAAGAAAACAGCUACGACUACGAUCAUAAAACCGUUCGAAAACUGAUUCGUGCAGGACGUUUGGCCGCUUUUUACAAAGGCCUCAACGAACUGCCCCAACAGCCAUCUCGGUUGGAAAAAACCAUGACAACCAGGGGAUUCUUCUUGACAGGGGAUUCAAUGAUGCGCCAUUUUGAUCCAUCAUAUCAACAAGCACUCGAUUGUCCAAUUUGUUUUCUAUACUUCCCCAUUGAUUAUCUUAAUUACGCACGUUGCUGCCGUCAACCAAUAUGCACAGAAUGCUUCUUGAGAUUGAUGAGAUCAUCCAAAUCACCAUUGGAGUCACCUUCAUGCCCAUUCUGCAUACGACCUGACUUUGGUAUCGUUCACAUCCCGCCAGCUUUGACGGAUGAGAAGAAACGAAAUGAUUCCUCGUUGCAGAAGGAUAUUAGUCAUGCCGUCAAAUCGUUGACGCUGGAUGAUUCACGUGUAAUCCUUGUAGAUUCCAUUCGACCCAAUUGGCACAAGACAAUAUUAGAUGCUGAUAUGCGUAUGGGAAGUAUAUCUGGAAAAGGAACCACUCGUAGACGCGUCGUUCGACCAAACAAUCAAAGUCGUCCUAUCGGCCAUCUACGACCUGAUGAAUCACCCUAUUAUGGCGGCCAUCGGGUGUCUUGGCCUAAUGAUCAUGAAAGUGUAACCAUCAUGCAUGCUAUCCGCUCCCAGCAAUAG